CUGAGGCCGCUGCCCGUGCUCACAGGCAUCGCUCGCGAGGUUUGCUACAGGGGGGGAGUCCGCUGCCUGUGGUAACGCAAGGCGGCCGUUUCUCGCGGUUGGCCUCCCCCACCCUCCUUCCCGCCAGAGCAAAACCCCCCCUCCACUUUUUCCCCGGUCACCGGCGAGCACUGACUGAGCCUCGUGCCGGCCCCUAAAAUCCCCGGAGGUACCUGUUGGUGGGCGAGUGUAGAGCUCUGAGAGCUGAGGGAGGAAGAGGCCGCACCGCGCUGACACAGUGGACAGAGAGCUUCUUCAGUGGUUCCAGGGGAAGGAGGUCUCUACCCCCUGGCUGAGGGGGGCCUGGAUACUGUGUGACCCCCUCAGUAUUACCUGAGGGACCUGCUGGAGGACUGCUCCCUCCCUGACUCGAGUGAGGGGAAUACCCCAUUACUAUCAGCCGGCUUUCAAUCACUGCUUGGUCAACUUAUCAUCUGUGAGGACAGACCCCCCACCUCUACCUGUCUCAGGACCCCUCACAAGCAAGGGUGGGGUGGGUGUGCAGUCUGCAAGGACCCUUACAAAACACCCACUUUAAGAUUAUUAUUUUUAUUAUUGGUUUUUUUUUUUCUCUUUUAGGGGAAAAAAAAAAGACUUGAAAUAACCUGAUUUGCAACAUUUUGGGGAGAAAAGAAAAGGCACCCCAUAUUGGAAACUGAAACUUCUUCAGCCGUUAUCUAACACCUCUCAGUUGUUAGAAACCUGUGAAAGAUUGUAGACUUUUUUUUUUGGGGUGGGGGGGUGGUGUUUAUUUGGCUGUCUGGUAAGAAGAACUAGGCGCUUGCUAAAGCAGGGCCAGAAGAUACCGUUUGAUUAAAUAGAGACUUUUAUAAUCCCCCUGGUGGGGCAACAGUUAUAGAUUGGACAGUUGGCUCCUCCUAUCCUCAUGGAAUGAGUUUGUGAUACCUGCAAGGUCAUUGAAUUAUAUUUGAAGAGAUCACUUUUUUUUCAAAGUGCACUGGCCUAAAUUAAAACCAUAAGGAAUAAAAAGGAAACCUCUAUAAACUGUCUUGGUCACCGUUUUUUUUACGUGCACCGCCUGGUCUUGUAAGAAGAUAAGAAAUUAUUUCAGUUUACAUUUGGUUACUUUCCGUAUAUUUGUUUUAUGGAGGCAAGACUGAUCUUACAUUCUGUUGAAUCGAUUUCUUGUCUUCAGGCUGGGUGAAAUCCGUAUCUAUGUAGAAACAAGCGAUUCAGCACCUCUGUGAAUGAGGGAGAUGAUAGGAUAGAGUGAAAUUUUUUCUUUUUGACUUGUGUAAUUUAGACUUUGCAGAAUAGAGCCUGUUCCUGUUUUUUUGAGUGUUCCCUAUCCCCUUCCCCUAUUUGUUUUCCUCCGCUAAUUAGCAGAGGAAUGCCAAACCCAGCGCGGCAUGGGAACAAGGACAGCGGAGGGUCAACAUCUACAAUGCCACAAAGUAGUGGCAGUUCCAAUAACCGUGACCGUCAACGGCUUAGUUCUAAACAUAAACGGCACAAAUCUAAGCACCUCAAAGACUCUCCUUCUGCUGCUGAGCCAUUUGCACUUAGCACUCUGAAGCUAGUGGAAUAUGAUGAUAUUAGUUCUGACUCGGACACGUUUUCAGAUGAUGUUCCAACUAAGCCUGAUAGAAGGGAAAAUGAUGAGCGACGAGGCUCAGAGAAAAGUGAAAAGCUGCAUAAGUCCAGGCAUCGGCACCAACAUAAGAAAAUCAAAGAUGCUUCUAGGACCAAGCAGGGAGAUAAAGAAAGGAAAUCAGAAAAAAGCCAGGAUGCAGUUAUGAGCAAAGCACCCAGUUCAAAGGACAGGACCACUGGCACAACUAAAAGGCCAGCAGAAGAGCUGGAGGAGCAUGCACGCACAUCAAAAAGCAGUAACAAGGAAAUUCGUGCAUCCAAAAUGCAUCGUGAGAAAUCGCGCAGGGAGAGGGACCUUAAGUCUGGUCAUAAAGAUAGAAGCAAAGGUCACCGGAAAAGAGAUUCAUCCAAGCGAUACAAGACCUCUGACAGCCCAAAGAGGAAAGGCAGGAAGUAUGGAAGUAGUCCAAAGCAAGAUGAUAGCCACACUGAUGCAUCAGGCGGACAGGAUUAUGAUGGUAGUCCUCCUCGGUCCCAUGCAUCAAGUAGCUAUACAGAUGCCUACAAGAAGAUUUCAGACAGCCCAAGCUAUAAGGAGCCUGUUGCCUACCAGAGCAAUCUGCGGUCACCAAGUCCAUAUGGCCGCAGACAGCGUUCAGUGAGUCCUUACCGGAGGAGGUCAUCUAGUUAUGAGAGAGGUAGCGGCUCCUACAGUGGCAGAUCUCCCAGUCCUUAUGGGCGUAGACGGUCCACUAGCCCCUUUGUGUCAAAGCGAUCAGUGAGUCGGAGCCCAGUAACCAGGUGAUUAUAUUUUCUUUUAACAGAAAAUAGUGUACUGACUUAAAAGGACACUCCAGUCAUGCAUCAGGCACUGACAUAACUUCAAUGCAUUUGAUAGUUUGGCCUCAUUCAUGAGGGUUUCUUGCAUUUAGAUCUCAUUAACCCUGUACGUUUAGCCUUGCUCUGUAUUUUCUCAACUAGGGUAUUUGGGCUAUAUGUACUCUGUAGUUGAGCUCCUGAUAUCACUCCGCCCCAUAGACAAUCAGUGUUGUCUUAUUUGUAUUCUUUUUUCAUAGCAUAGCUUUAAAAUACUAUGCUGAUAAGAGGACAGUUAUUGGCUGAGGGGAUCGAGUCAAGUCAGCAGCUCAGCUCACAUUCAUCCAUCAUCUUAUUAACUAGCUUUUUGAAAAGAGAUAGCAUGGCUUAAGGUACAGCAGCAGAGUUCAAGAAGUAGCAAAACCUAUUUUUAGUUUUGCUUUUUUUAAAAAAAUUAAAAAUAAAUUUUGAACAAAGAGAACAUAGCACGAGUAUGAGGCCCACAUUUAUCAAAAUCUAUCAUGUGCUCUUAAGUUAUGGCGGUGCUCCGAUUGCUCCUUUAAACAGUGUUAUAUAUUGUUUCAUUAAAAGGACAUUCCAAGUAUCAAUUAUUACAGAUUACUGAAUGUUUGUUUUGGUGCUCAGAAACCACAUCUGCUAACUUAACUUGAAAACCCUUCAAGUUUAUUUUCUCUUGACUCUCAUGUAUCAGAAUUUGCUACCCAGUCAACCAUCCAAACACUUAUAAAGUAUUAAUGUGAGGUGCCUACACUUAUGUGGUGAGUUCACAUGCACUCUGAGUUGGGGAAGAAAAACUGCUGUAUGCACAUGUUACAGCUCCUUAACCGGAAAGAUUGAUUGAUUUGCACUGGUAAGCAUUGUUGACUCAUACUGUAAAAGUACUUUGGUAGCCCAACAGGGAAGCCAUUCAUUCAAAAAUAAAAUUGGUAAUGGGGAGCAAUUUGGAAGCAGCAGAUUUAGAGUAAAAUUGGGGCUGGGGGUGGAUGGGGCAGGAGUUUCAGGGGAAGUUUGCUGGGCCAAAUUUUGGGGAAUAGAACAUACAGUAAGUUGUAGUAUUUAAGGUGAUUGGAAUGAUUUAGUGGAUUUGGACUUGGUCCUGUUAUCUCUCAUGUUGGCAUCAACUGUGUAUACAGGUUAAAUACUAGACUUUUUUAAUAAGGUUUGUUUUUAACGAUUUGUCAGACUGAUGCCUUUUAAUCCACACUCAACAAAUCGAUGUAGUAGUAUGCAAUCAACAAGACUUUGCAGGUAAAUCUCAGACGAUCGAUUCAUGCACGUGUGAAUUAACAGGAAUUUGAUUCGGACGAACUGUCUGAAACAAACUUUUGCAUACGUAUAUAAAAUACUAUAUCCGAGUGGAUUCAAGACACUUCUUAAUGAGACGGUAUAAGAAUAGUAAUCAUUUUUAUUUAUCCUACCUCGCCCCUCCCGUUACUGAUGUCGGAGAGUGUGACUCCCAUCAGUCUCAAGCAGCCUGAGACCUUUUUGUCCCAUUGCUACACUAAAAAAAUGGAAAUAGAAGUGUGUGUGUGCAUCUAUUUAUGCACUUGUUAUGCUGUCUUUGUGUGUUUUUACAUUCCACAAUAACUGGAAGGCAGGGAAAAUCCCUGGUAUUCCAGUUGCUGUGGAACCUGAUUUAAAUACAUCUAAUGUCCAUAACAGUGAAGUUUAUUUAAAAAUGGCACCAUCUUGUGAUUCUGGAACCUUUGGCUCUAUUCUUUCCUUAAUAUAUACACUACAGCGUUUUGUUUUAUAUAUCUAUUUGUGGUAUGUGCCUUAUAGAAAUCUUUUAUGAUCAGAAUAUAUAUGGCAUUUAUAUAACCAAUACAAUAAUAGCUGAUGCGCAGACUGUAAAACCUACAAACGCUUUUGGGUUUUACAUCCUCUUCAUCCUGUUUCAGCGAUUGGUUAGAUUAUCAAGAGGUUGGAAUAUAACCUUUAUCCCUGGGUAUCCAUGAGAAUUUGGAUUACACAAUUUGACUCAAAACUUUAGUUAUAUAAAUAUAUUUAAAAUUGCUUACAUGGUUAUCGUGCAAAGAGCUUCUGUCUCUCUCUCGCUCGUCUGUUGGUUAUAAGUGCAGCAGUUUGCAAACAUCAUUGCAACUACUGUCCUGUACUUUUGAUAUGUGUGCAUAACAUCAUUUUAAAGGGUUACACCAACCAGUGCACCCUGCUGCCAAUUUUUAUUACUUUUUGCCAUGUUACCCGGGUCCCCGCUGGGAACUGGGUCUCCUAUUGUGCUGGUUCGUGCCGCUCCUUCAUUGGAUGAGCGCAUCAGCUUAUUUCUCUCAGCCAAUGAAUUGGCCUCUAUGCAUAGAAAUAUACAAACAAAUGUUAGUCAGUCUAACACUCUGACACCCCUAUGAAAUUGCUGGAGGUGGAGUGCCACCUCUUGAAGCAAAGGGGUUAAACUCCGUAUGUGCAGCAUUUCAUAGCGAAACGCUGCACUUUUAAAUUCCAUGUACCAUGACCACUUCAAAAUGUCAGCUGAUAAAUUGACAUUUCUCCUGUGCAUGUGUUUCCUAGAAUCCUCCAGUUAGUUAUGAGUUCCACAUUACCUAGACAAGCUGUGUUAUUUUCUAAAUCAUGAAUUAUCAGAAAAUAAGAUAUUUAAACCUUUUGGUCAAAAAUAGAAGUGCUGAAUAAUUUUUUUUUUUUUUUCUAAUUUGGUCUGUUUGAUAUUUAUUGCAUAAUUCCUUAAUUUAAUCAGUAGCCAUGGGAGCAUGUGAUACAUUGCUUUUUGUCUUAUUUUUCAAUGUAUAGAAAAUAAAACAAACUGAUUAAACACACAAGGUAGUUAAAUUGGAUGUCUUCUAUUUGGAAUGCUUUAAAUUCUUUUCAAAUAAAAGAUGUGUAUACAGUGUGUGUAUAUGUAUACACACUGUAACAAACCACGUCUUUUACAGGUAGGAUUUUGUCACAGAUCUUACAAUAAACCACAGCCUUCUAGGGUAUACAAAGUCCAGGACACAUUCAGUUCGGUUUUCCUUUAUUUGAUAAGAAAGCAGGUGCUUUAAUAAUAAACAAAACAAAAUUCCUUGCUCCUACUUGAGCUCUUACUAGACAGAAAUCACUAUCUGUAAUUGGGUGGCUUUCCCACUUACCAAUUUCCCCCCAAAAACUAAAUAGCUUUGCAAUAAACACAAUUGUUGUUCUCUGUCCUUCAGCUCUCCUAGCUGGCUUUUUCUCCCUCUCUCUGCAGCAGGCUGAUCUCUUCUUUUAAAGGCCUGUCUGCUAAUUGACCAGCUACAGGUGAGUGCCAAUUAGUUAACUCUUAGGCUAAAUCAAAAUUCUGGUCUGUUACACAGCAACUAGUGUUGUUGGAGCAUUGGCCCACCCUGCUCUCCAAAUGCUCCACCCCAGGGACCAAAACCUUGUUUUGCAGAGCAUCAGCAAUGUAUAUUGCAAACUUUAACAUCUCUCCCUGGGGCAUUUAACUGAAAAUUCUCUGGUUGCUGUUUAGCAAAUCAGGCCUGAUGUAUCUUCCAUCAACCACUAUUCCACUUUUUUGCUCACAACACACACACAUUCAGGAACUUGUGUAUGUGGAUUCUGUUUAUGAUCACCUCAAAUGCAAUCCUACUGCAUUAACUUUUCAUUUGAGAUGUCAGAAGAGUAGCUUGCCACGUGACGCUAACCCUACUUAAUUUUUUAUUAUUUUUGUUGAAAUAUUAGUCAGGAAGGAAUUGUUGGAGGUACUGAAAAUUCCUGUCAAGGAGAAGUGGGAGAGAGCCUUGUGGAUAGAGCUGCUAUGAGAUUUUGUUAUGCCUUUAGAGAGGUGUGGGAUGUAGGAUUGUAGUGGAUUGCUGUUGUAGUAUAAUGGUAGUGGGCAGGAUAGUUUAGUGGGAUUUGCAGGCAGGGAGAAAGCAUUAGUAAUAAAAUGAGUGAGCAGAAGGGAGACCCUAACAUUAAUCAGACAUUAAUGUUGCAGCAAGGCAUAAAAGCCUUGAACCUCCUUCAUAGUUGCACAUUAUCCUUUCAGUUGGAGACUGCUUUCUACAUUUCAGUAUUACUGUGGGCACCUUUUUAAGGCGCCCAGAACUGUAAGCACUAACAUUUCUGUGCCACAGCUUCUGCACUUUACCAUAAGGCCGGUGGCUCAGGGAGCAUCUGGAGUCCAAGCAAAACUUUUUUCUUUAGAAUCCACUGUGUACUUUGUGUGGUUGUGGAAAUCUCAUUUUUGUGUGUGUGUGUGUAUGUGUUUGAGGCACAUAUCAACUGUAUUGUUAGGCAACAACCUAUCUCCAGCACUCCAGCUGCCCUGGUACAAGAAAGGAAUUUGAAAAGCAAUCUGUAUAUAUGUGCAAAUAGACUGCUUAGUCUUCUUUCUUGUAGUUUGUUAUGACUGUAGAAUAUCAAAAUGGCAUUAUUUCAUAUAAUACAUGUUUGCUAUUUUUCUGUCCUGGAAAAAUUUCUUGUAUUGUGUGAUCAAAGAAAACCUACUAGCAAACUUUAUUCGGUAGUUGUUGAUCAGUUGUUUUUUCUAGAAUCUGAGAGCAAGUGCCAGACAUAACGAGCAAGACAUGUUAACAUGGAAACAUCUGAAUAUUAGCUAUAUUUCUAUUUCGUGUUAGGAUUAUAUUUGGCAUGAUUAGCAUUAUGUCCCAUUAUUAUGCAGAUUUUCCCCUUCCUUUAUUAUUUACAACUACCCUUCUGUCUGCAUACUUCCAUGUCUUGUCUGAGGGACAGAUAUCCUAGGUAUCUUGUAAAGACCUGGGAAAUCUCUGCCUGCUAACUCACUAGGUUCCAGAAAGCGCUUCUGGGCACCACUUCCAAAUGCCUCCAUUCAGUCGAGGUAUCCGCAGGAUGUAAUCUCAUUUCACAUCCCACUUUUGCUCUGAGACAGCCCGCAGUCUUGUAGGUUGGGGAUUACAUAAAAAGAUCUUUUUGUGUCAGAGGCAGGUCCUCUAUUGUGUAGCACCAUGGCUUUUUCGAUCCCCAGCUCUGUGUUGGGGGGGGGGGGAAUUAAGAGAAUUAAAGCGAUCUGCAUCUCCAAUAAGCGUCCGCUGGCCACAGGGUGCAGUGGAAGGUAUAUUUACCCAAAGGUGUAAUUUGAGGCUACCGCCAUCUAAUUCAUGGAGGUAUUCUUUGGCUCCUGGUACUUCAUUUGCCAGGAGCCGCGUGGGUGCUGCAUAUGCAUGCACUUGAGGUGUGUUGUGAUGUGUGUGUGUGUGUGUGUGUGUGUGUUUCCAAAUGUAUGCAUGUGUAGAAAUUGUAUAUAAAAGUUUGAUAGGUAGCAGUUGCAAAAACUAUAUUAAUUGAACGAUUGCCAUGUAAAGACCAAAAGGGCAUCAUUGUGGUUUAAAGUGACUUCACAAUAUUGUGAUUAUUAUUCUGGUGCGUUUUGGUUAUUUAAGGCAAUGCAUUCUCUGUCCUAACUGGUUCAUUCCCAUGGCCUGUGAAAUCAUAUACAGACAGAAAAUGUGUUCCUCUAACAGGUGGACAAGAUUUAUGAACAGUAUUUACUGAGACUUGACAUGCAUGUGAACAAAAGCCAAGUGGUAGAGAUUGCCUCCAUGCCUCUUUUUUUUAUUAACGGAGAUCACCAUUUUAUAGAACACUUUGGGGUUCCUGCGAGAGGGCUGUUUGUUUCCCAUAGACCCUUGUGCUUUUCCUAUCUGCCUGAAGUGUCCUGCCCUUAAACUAGUAUUUGUUACCAUGUUUAACAUCUGUGGCCAAAGUAAGCAAAAUAGAAGUUGCUAUUAAAAUGUGACUGCUACUUAGUUUGACUUGUGGGUUCACUUCUGUGUAUAAAUCAUUUAAAAGCACAGCGUUUUUUGUUUGGAUUUUUCUUUUCUAAAGGAAGUUUGUGUGACACUGAACAAUUUUACAGAAACGGUAGCUUACGAGUGUAACUGAUAAAACACUGUUAAAUCCCAGGAUUAGCAUCACUCUUACGCCUGCUCGAUCACACAUUUAUAUAGACUGAUUACAAGAGGUCAUCUGAUAUCUGCGAUUGGUUUCAUGAGUGUGUUAUCAAAGACAUUGUAGAGUAGGAGCCUAGCUGAUAGACCCUACUCUUUCCUCAACUCCAUGUGCAUGUUUCUACAGUGACAGCUCACCUGGGGGUGAAAUCUUAAGAUUAAGGGAAUGGGACAAUAUUUCUCAUCUAUAUAAGUGGGGGACUUGGCACAGAUUGUGGAAGUGCUUCUGUUGAGAUUUUCAUUAUGAUUCGUUAUGAAAAGCACUUUAAAUCCUAAAGCAAUGAAAAUAUACACAUUACAAAACAGGCACUUUGCAUUAUCUGUGGCUCAGUCUUAGGCAACAUAUGGCAAUAAGUAGAGCUUCCAACAUCAGGUAAGUAUGUCUACCGAAAUACUCCCAACACACUGACCACUAUCCUCUAUGUAGAUAUGCUACUUUUGGGGAUGUCAAUGCUAAAAUGAAAACAUCGGUUUUCAGCGGUUUAAAAUGUGAAUAUCUUUUCUGUAACAACACUGACUUUACCAUAAACCACCUAUGUAGAGGAAAAUCAAGCUUGCAGACGCUUUGCUUUUUGAGAUUGAUAAUCAACUUUAUGCCUGUAUUUCCAAUUUCUGAAAGUAGACCUUACUGAAAUAAGCAAAUGGCAUUAUAAAUGACAUUACGAGUAGUGGUUAUUUGUUGAAAUGGAUUUGUGUGAAGCCAUUUAUAUAUUUUUACAUAAAUGCAUAUGAAUGUCUGGUAAAUGUAUACGAGUUACACUAGCACUGUUAAUUAUUAAUAUUGCAGUUUUGUUAUUUCUUUCUCUCUCUCUCUAUAUAUAUCUAUAUCUAUAUACACACACACACACAUAAAUUUCUUUAUUUUUAUUUUUUUUUCCUCCCUGUUUUCUCAGGAAAUCUGCCAAGUCUCGCAGCAGGAGUCCUGUGUAUUCCAGAAAGUCCUCUUCUUCAUCUCGCAGUAAGAAGAAGUCUCAGUCACGAAGUCGCCAUUCCAGUAUUUCACCUGCCCGAUUGCCAUUAAACUCUAGUUUGGGUGCUGAACUGAGUCGCAAGAAAAAAGAGAGGGCAGCUGCUGCAGCAGCGGCUGGUAGAGAUUCCAGGGGUAGCCCGUUAUUACUUAAGAGAGAAAUUGGGGAUUCCAGAGCAACUCUUGCACUUGAUUCUAAAAAGGCAACCAAAAUUGUUAAAAUAGAAAAAUCUGUAUCUGAUACAGAGUUAUUAACUGCUGUUAACGUGGAGAACAAGGCACCAGUUGUAUCAGUGAAGCAGGAAGAGAGUGACAAAAAGCCACCACUUGUGGCCAGGGACCCAAAACUUUCAGCUGCAAAGGACAGCAAAGUAGCAUCCAUCAAAGAGGAUGUUUUGAUGCCAAAGGAAGGAGCAACAGACAGAGAGAAAGAAAAGGACGUACCACCCCCUCUGCCCCCUCUCCAAUCUCCACCACCUCCUCUACCUGCUUGCUCUCCUCCUCCUCCUACACCCCCACUUCCUCCACUCCCUCCGUGCCCAGCUGCCCCACUCCAGCCUCCACCACCCCUUCCUCCCCAGCCCACAGUGACAUUCCUGCCUCUUCCAACCACUGUGGCUGCUUCUUUGACAUCCACUUUCCAUACAAGAGUAACAUCUGUGACUGCUCAGGCAAACUCUCAAUCUACUGUAUUCUCAAAUUCUAAGCCACAAGCACCUGUCACUAUAACCAUCCCUCAUCUGAAGACCUCAACUCUGCCUCCACUGCCACUCCCACCACUGCUUCCAGGUGAAGACGACUUAGGGAGGUGAGUUUAUGAUUUUAUUUAUGGAUAACUCACAUUCCAGUGUAUACAUAUGCAUAUUACAGGCACAACUGGAGUUAUGUUAUGUCUAAAACAUUUUAGGGGCAUUGUUACAAGUGGUGAACCAAACAGCAUUUUCCCUGGUGUUACUUUUUAAAACUUUAUAAACAUCUCUCCAUUUCAUUACCCUUAUUUUCUCCAUUCGAAUUAUGGAAAUGAGGCUCACUUGACUGUAUAACAUCUUAUGCUGAAAAUACUAUAUAAUGUAUCCUAGCAGGGAAUAUUCUGUUUAAUUGCUCUAGAUGUUGGUUUAAAACUAACCAGCCAUCUCUGCAGGUUUAUGGGUGUUCUAUUGCUAUAGCAAGAACCCCUGGUUACUCCUUGCCUUUCCAGAGAGAUGUGUUCCGCCAGGAUGACUUCGCUUUAUUCAUUGCCACUGCACUGACAUUUGUCACUUCAUUCUUAGUCUCUUGGAACAGAAUAACCACUUUUUGACACGUAGUGAGGUGCCAUAAGUUAAUAUUUACAUAUAAUGUUUGAUUUAUUUAUUAGGUAAAUUCUUUCCACUUGUUAGUUAUUCGGAAACAUUCGUGGUGCAUUUAAUACAACUUGUAUCAAUACAGUACUAAGAACAAAGAAGUGAGAAAAUGAGAUAUUUGAAGAAGAAUUUAUCCUUUUUUUUUUUUUUUGUGUGGCAUAAUUGGAAAUGUCUACACAUUUUUUUUUGCUUUCUUUUAAAUAAACAAAAGGUUUCAAGGUAGAACUGGGAUCCCAAAAAACAGGAGGUCCCAUGCUAGUUACAGACUGUCUUAUAAACAAUACAAUUGUGGACCUACACUCCAUGCUUAAAUUGACACUAUAAUCACCAGAAGAACUACAGCUUAAUGUAGUUGUUUUGGUGAGUAUAAUCAUUCCCUGCAGGAAUUUUCAUAAAAAGGCAGUGUUUACAUUGCCCCCUAAGGAGACUUCAAGUGGCCACUCCUCAGAUUGCCACUGGAGGUGCUUCCUGGGGCAGGGCAGCACUGCCAUUCAGCUUCUGGUGACACUGAACUCUCCUCAUAGAGAUGUAUGGAUUCAAUGCAUCUCUAUGAUGAGGUACUGAUUGGCCAAGCCAGUGUUCGCUUUCUUUACUAUAUCAGCCAAUUCAAUGCUUUCCCUAUGAUGAUGUCAGCAAGAAGGCAGAUUGGAUAACAUUACCUUUUUAUGGUGGGGCAAGCCACCUUAAAUGGGGAUUUUAACACUAUGGGGUCAGGAAUACAUGUUUGUGUUCCUGCCCCUAUAGUGUUCAUUUAAUCUCUCUGUGGUCUGUACUUUAGAUGUUUAACAAUUGCUUGCAACGUCUUUCAAGCAUAGAGAACAAUGUCUUUCACUGGUUAAUGAUGCAAUAUUAUCCAAAUUGUAGCAAUAAAUCUUUAAAAUAGCGGCCCAGCGAUUAAAAAAAAUUUCAGUAGUGGUUGAUCAGAGUGCUGUGCAGCUAGUUUUUCUAAAGGAGCUUCCUUCUGGAUAAGUUUAUCAUUUGGUGAAUAGGACACACCAAAAACUGUCAAGGUGUAAUUUAUACUUAUCAAAUAGUAAAAAAAUAGAAUUAAAACUCAACAAUGAAACUGUACAUCUCUGUGCCCACAAACUGACACUAGUAUUACAGCACUCUAUUGAGCUUAAGAGUAUAAAUCCACUGUUGCUGCCUGGUUUCCUGUACACCUUCUCUCUGGUGUUGCUUCCAGACAGUUGUGUUUGCAGUCAGGCAUACACAGAUUACGGUAUCCAAGCAGGCUUAAAACAGUGUAGCGGUAAUCGUUUAACUCCUGUGCCUUUUGUGGAUGUACACCCACUUUGUCAGGGAGAAUGACCGAUUACCGCACAUUUAAAUACAAAAAAACAGCCACUUAGUCGGCAACCCCCUUUAUUCGAGAGUUUAUCACACAUUUAACCAGCUAUUGCAGAUACUAUACUACUCCACAAAAAUGACACACUUUGCCAAAUAUAACUACAUAUUAAUUAUGAUAUAUAUGAUACAUGCCAAAUACACAUUAAAUACUAUAUUGUUACAUAUGAAGUCUAGGUAUGUCCUUUUCAGAUCUAUUGCAAAUCCCAAUAUUCACGUUAAAUGCUCAUUCUUAGUUUAAGUUGGAGGGAUAAAAGCAAAAAAAGCAUAAGAUAAAAAUUGUUAACACUUUUUUGUCCUGACUGGUAUUACCAUAGUCUUCUUAUAUUAAACCUCCCCCCCCCAUCCCCUCCAUGCCCAGUUUAGGGGCAGUUUUACACCGUGGAGCUGCAGCCUUACUCAAUAUGUUUAUCUAUGACCAUUUGCACCAUAAUGUAUUUGAUACAUAGUGUACAUUUCUGCUCCAAGGCUCUUAGUAUAUUUAUCCGACAUCCACACACAUUUUGCAUAUAUUGUGACAUUAUAUUGCUAUGCUAAUAUUAUAGUUUCUAAAAUGUGAUUGUGUGCAUCUAUAUUCUAUAUGUGUGUGUUUAUGCACACACGUUCAAACAUUUGGGGGCAUUUUCCAUGAAAACAUGCAUGAAAUGCAUUUGAAUACGAAGUAUAGACAUUGAUGAGGUUAGAAAUAAGUAUUUUUUACGUGAAAUUGUCUCCUUCAAACUUUGCUUUUGGCAAAGAAUCCUCCAUGUGCAGCAAUUACAGCUUUACAGAUUUUUGGCGAUUUACUUGCCAAUUUGUUGAGGUAAUCUGAAGAUAUUUCACCCCAUGCUUCCUUACCACCCAAAAGUUGGAUUUGCUUGAUCGGUUUACGUACCAUACGGUCAAGCUGCUCCCACAAAAACUCAAUAGGAUUGAGGUCUGGUGACUGUGCUGGUCACUCUAUUAAAGACAAUACCAGCUGCCUGCUCACUGUCUAAAUUGUUCUUGCAUUGUUUGUAGCUACACUUUGGGUUGUCUUGUUGUAGGAGGUUGGCUCUAAUCAAGCACCAUCUACAGGCUAUGGCAUGGUGUUGUAGAAGGGAGUAAAACCCUUCUCCUUCAAGGUUGCUUUUACCUUGUAUAAAUCCUACUCUACCACCACAAAACCCCCCCCAGGCCAUCACAUUGCCUUCACCAUGCUUCACAGAUGGCAUCAAGCACUCUUCCUGCAUCUUUUCAUUUGGUAUGCAUGCAUUUCACAAAUGUUCUUCUUUAUGAUCCAAACAAAUCAAACUUAGAUUUGUCUUUCCAUAACACUUUUUUUCCUAAUCUUCCUCUGCCCAGUGCCUGUGCCCAUUUUUUUCCUUUUACUUUAUAUUUUUGCUGUGCAAAGGGUAUGCACAAACAAGCUUGAGGUACUGCAAAGGCAGUCCUUUAGUGUCAUCAAGUUUUACAAUAGAUUGGAUGUGCACCUUUUUUAUAUGAGAUUAAUAAACAUGCGCAAGGAUUCAAGGUAUGGUAGCAAGAAUUAAAACUAGAUUAGGCUUACUGAUGCUGAUUAAAAUGUAUAACAUGCUAGCUGGGUGUAUAUUCAGAUAGAUAUAUAGUAACAUAUAUAAUAGGAAUAAGCCUAUGGUACGCAAUGUCAUCCUGUCUAAAUAGUGGAGGAAGGCAAGUGUAUGUUGCAUUCUGUGAGAAGUUUUGUAGCACAGAAUAAUAGUGAAAGAUAUCAGGCCUAGUGUGCUGGCUACAUAAGGCAAUAUACAUAUCAUUCUGAGGAUAUGUCGUCCAAUCCGAUGCAGUCUGCAAGAGGGUUUGAGUCCUGCGUGGUAAAGGCGGUCGUGGGCUGCGGGGAACCAAGCUAGUCCCUCCAGCUGAUACUCUGGAUAAUCAUCCGAUGCCCCAGUCCGCAUUGGGGAGCAGUGUAGCGAUGUGGACGUGGGGCGCCCCUCCAGCCCCGGGGUUGUGGGAAAGCCGGUACCCUUGUAUCACGAACCUGGAGUCCUGUGAGGUCCAGUGUCUUCCCGUUAGGGGUGGUGUGGUGGGCGCUGCUUGUUGACAGUGUGGGACUCCAAUUGCGUCUCUUAGCCCUCCGCGUGUGUGGCCGGUACCUUCUGGUCAAAACCUUCUUUGCUCUCAGCCCAGGUGAGCAGUGUGUGCUGGUUGUGGAAGCUGGGGACAAGUUUGCACCUUGAGAGGUUACUAAAUCCUCCUGGUGCCCCUAUCUUGUGCUCCCAUAGGUGACCUUUGCUCGUCGUUCGCGGUUUAACAGCAUCACCCAGAACCUUUCAAAUAUUGCGUUGUGUCUGGUGCUGUAGUGCUGGGGUCUGCUGUGUAGGAGCCUUGUACGUCCGCCAUCUUGGUUCCCUCCGCUCUCUAUCAGCUGAGGAGUAGUACAGGGUCCUCUGGGACGGGUUAGGCUGCAGCAGUUCUGGACGACUGGGACCGGGAUAAGAAUAAUGCUCAGACGGGCCUUGUAACUGCAGGAGGAAAGCGGCCGUCUUUUCCCCACGCUCUUUCUGGUAGGCCGCACCUUGUUGCCUCGGUUCACGGGCACUCAGAACAUUAACUCUGGUGUCAAAAGUUGCGGGUAAGUUAUCUCUGCUUGUAGGGCUCCGUAGGUACCAUUUUCCAGCACCUCUGCCCGAAAAAUCACCGGGUUUGUCGCUCUGCACGUCUGGCUAGCUUGCUGGUCAGGCUCUGCCCCCGCCUGUGCCCAUUUUAAAGCGGAUUGGAGGGGCAUUGAAAUGUGAGUUUAACUUAUCUGAACCUGUCCCUCGCAGUUGCUGCCAUUGUCGUCUGGCUGGUUUCUUCUGCUUCCUGCGCUUCAGCGCCUGGAGCCAAAGUCACUGCUGUAUUCCUAAGCUUGUGCAAGAGUACAGCAUUGAGACCUCGUUAUCCUCAUUGGAGCCAAUUCCCUGCAGUCGUCACUAGUGACGAUUGCGGAGCCUACACUUCUCCCUGAUAGCUUUGCCCAGUAUCAAGAAGUUUCAAGCGUAGGAAAAAUUACUGAGACAAAGUACUUUCUACUUUGUCUCAGUGUAUCUUUUGACUGUGUUGGAAUUUCUAUAUCACUAUAACUACUUAAACGAGAAGAAGCAGCUACUUUUACUACAGUGUCCCUUUACGCUUCGCCAAUUUCCAGAAAUCAUAUUCCAAUUUUUUAAAUUUUUUUAAAUUUUUUUAUUUAAAUUUUCAUUUUCUAUUUUGUAAAUAAACUGUAAGACAAACGUUAUAGCAUACCGGCUUGUACAAAAGCCUGUAGUACAUGUCGUGCAAUUCAACUUUGUUAUACAUUAUGUAUUUCAGUACAUUAUCCUUUUACUCAGCUCGUUUCUGCUGUCAACCAAGGUGUUUUUUUUUUUAGGAGAGUACACUGAUGAUAGCAAUAAUCGGCUGCCGGUUCGCCCUUCUGCCAUUGUACCUUUUUUUUUAACCAUCUGUAUCUACAGAGCUUGUACCGCCCUUUUGCUUAUUUUUUUUUUGGUCUGGCAUACACUUGGUCCCGUGUAAAGCAUGGGGUAAGGAAAGGAAAAGAUAGACAUUUAGAAAGAGAUGGGGGGGCACUGGAGCGCGCGGCGGGGAACAGGGGUGGCCGGUCCUUAAUGCUUGUGACUGUGUUGCAUUCCUAUUGGUUCUGUCCAUGGCGACUGUCUAUCUUGUCACCUGGCUCCUCAUGGGACUCCUCUCACCCAGUGGGCUGCUAUCCCAGGGUUCCCAUAUUUUUUGAAACGUUACUGUGGUGCCCUUCACCCUAGCUGUUAGGUCAUCCAUUAAUCUGCUAUCUUUGAUCUUAGAGAAUAUUUCGGUAAAGCUCGAUCCCUCCGGCGCCAACCAUGCUGUCGCUAUCGUUCUACGUGCGCUUAAUGUGAUCUUGUGCAAUAGUUUUUGCUCCAUUCUAGUCCACCCCUCUAGAAACCUAUUCAAGAGGUAGACCCAUGGGUCCAUAGCUGGUGUUCUAUGGAAGAUCUGUCGCACAAGUUCUCGACCGAUAUCCAAAAUCUAUUUAUGGUUGGUCAUUCCCACCACAUAUGUAUGUACGUUCCUCUACUACCGCACCCCCUCCAGCAGUCAUCUGUGUUUAUUUUAUGCAUUCUUAAAAGCUUCACUGGGGUAGUGUACCAUCGGAACAUGGUUUUCCACGCCUGAUCCUGAAGCGUCACGCACAUUGAUGUAUUUUUGUUUGCUUCCCAGAUUUCCUGCCAUUCAAUUCCUUCCAGGACCUCGCCAAGGUCCCGUUCCCACUGGUCUGUGUAGGUCAGUCUGCCCCACUCUGUUUUCGGAGCUAAGGUGCUUUCUCUGUUGCGCACAGCUUCUCGAAGGUGGUCAGCUGCCUGCAGGCUGCUAUUUUGAUGUGGGGGUGGUUGGCGAAGUCUCUAAGUUGCACGUAUCUGAAGAAGUCAGAAGGUGUUAAAUGAUGUUGUGUAAGGUCUUCAAACUGUACUAUUUCUACCCCCUGGAACAUGUGGCCCAUCCUCUGUAGACCUACCCUUUCUAGGUUACGAAAUUCCCUCGCUGCCAUACCCAGUGGGAAGGCUCUGUUUCGAAGCAACGGCUUUAGUGGGGACGGGGGGGAGGCCAGGCCGUAUUUGACGUUUGUCGCAUCCCAUAUACGUAUUGCGUUCAAUGUUGCUGGGCAUGUCGCCCUUAUCAUAGGUCUGUGUUCCCUCGGUAUCCACAUUGUAAACUGUGGGAGGUCCGAUCCCACCAUGAGAGCCUCUGUCUACCCAUUUCCGUUCGUCUGGGGGGUAUGCCACAUCACCAACUGUGCCAGUUAGGCUGCUAGGUAAUAAAAAUAAAGGUUCGGUAGGCCUAGUCCCCCUCUGUCUUUUUUCCUGUACAGAACCUCUCUGGAGAUCCUAUGUCUCCUGUUCUGCCAUAUGAAAUUACCUAUUGCUCGUUGUAGGGGUACCAAUUGUGUUUUUGUAAUGCGUAUGGGCAGCGUCUGAAACAAGAAGAGGAUUCGUGGGAUAAUAUUCAUCUUGACGGAAUGAAUUCUUCCUAUCCACGAGAUGGGUUUGUCCAUCCACUUUUCUAAGUCCUCGAUCAGUGUUCUGAGCAUCGGCAUAUAGUUUGCAGCAUAUAGCGUGCUUGGGUCCGCUGUCAAGUGUAUUCCCAAAUAUUUUAGGGAGUCUUAUUCCAUUCGAACAUGAUGCGUGUCUCGCAGCCGGGUCACAUCAUCCGGCGUCAUCCCUACCGGUAAGGCACUCUACUUAAUGUUGUUUGCCUUGUACCCUGAUAUUGCUCCAUAUUCCUUUAUCACGUCCUGCAGCCCUCCCAUCGAUUCCAUCGGGUUCGUUACGGUCAACAAGACAUCUGCAUAGGCGGAGACCUUGAACUCGCUUCCUCCUAACAUUACUCACCGUAUAUUCGGGUGUCUCCGUAUCGCUUGUAGGAAGGGAUCUAGAGCCAGCACAAAUAGGGGGGAGAGUGGGCACCCCUGUCUAGUGCCAUUAUGCAAUUGGAAAGGGCUUAACUGGGCACCCGGACCUGUGCCCUCACGUUGCUGUACAUCCCCUUGGUUAGUGCUAUAUAAUCUGACGGGAAACCCAUGUGCGCCAGCAGGGUGAAUAGAUAUGGCCACCUGACCCUAUCGAAAGCCUUCUCUGCAUCUAUAGAAAAGACCAACAUGGGUGUCCCCGUGAUUUUGUUUCCAUAUAAGAUCUAUAUUCCUCCUGGUGUUGUCGAAAAGUUGUCUGCCAGGUAUAAAUCCAACCUAAUCUGCGUUGAUUACUGAGUUCAGUAGCGGGUUCAGUCUGUCUGCCUGUAUUUUGGCUAAUAUUUUCAUGUCAUGGUUAAUGAGAGAAAUUGGUCUGUAAUUUUCCGGUUGAAGCGGGUCUUUUUGGGGUUUUGGUAGCAGUACUAUAGUGGCCAGUGACAUUUCCUGAUCGGGGUCAGAUGCCCUUCUCCACUCUGCGAAUAGUUUCACCAAUCUCGGUGUGAGUUCUUCUCGGAAAACGUUAUAGUAAGCUCCGUCGGGCCUGGGUGCCUUAUUCCGCUCAAUCCCGAGAUGGCUCUAUCCACAUCUUCCUCAGUUAUAUCUGCCGCAAGACUGUUUAUAGCCUCACUCGACAAUUUGGGCAAAUCCAGGCCUUCCAAAAAUCGUAGUAUGUGUUCUUCUUCUUGUCCAUCCUGGUGUGUGUGUGUGUGUGUGUGUGUGUGUGUGUGUGUUUUUAAGCGUUUGUAGAAAUCUUCAAAUACGGAGGCAAUAUCUUGUGGGUUCGUUUUUAUAGAGCCGUCUGGGUGUUUUAUGGCCGUUAUGUGGGAUCUUCCCUGUUUAGGCCUGAGUGUUCUGGCCAGGAGUGUAUCCAUUUUAUUGGCCUUUUCGUAAUAAGUCCUCCUGCCACAUAACAUUGAGCUUGCCGUAUCAUCUAGCAGUAACUUGUGGAUGGACCGUCUUACAGAUUCUAAUUGUCGAUAAAUUCCAUCUUCUGGUGUCACUUGAUGCCGCAGUUCAAGAGUUCUGAGUUAGGUCAUGAGAGCUUCUAGCUUUUGGAAAUUAAUCUUCUUUUUCCAGGUGGCUAUUUUGAUGAAAGCCCCCCUAAUUACUGACUUAUGGGCCGCCCAUACCGUGUUCAUCUGCAGCUCAGGGGUAUCGUUAAACUGAAAAUAUUCCUGUAUCUCGGUCCUUAUUUGUUCCGUUAUCUGUUAAUUCCUGAGUAGUGAGUUGUUAAGUCUCCACGUCCAGGGGGACGCCGCGCAUAGGUUUCCCAGAGUGGUGGACGCCUCUGCAUGGUCCGACCAGGAGAUGUUUCCCAGCACCGACCCCGCCAUGCUGAUUUUAUUAACAAGGAACAAAUCUGUCCUAUUGUAUGUUCCAUGGGGCGCGGAAUAGAAGGUAUAGUCCCUAUCCCCUGGGUGUUGAGCACGCCACACGUCUAUCAGGCCUGUUGCUUCUAUGAAAUCCCGAAGCAGCUUAUCCUGUCCUCCCCUCCCUUGUGAUCUAGGGCCUCCGCCCCUCCCGGUCCUAUCCACCGCCGGACAUGGCACCGCGUUGAAAUCCCCUCCCAUUAUGAUCAUUCCGUAUGGUAGCAUUGCCAGUUUGUCCUUCAGCUUGGUCCAGAACUCUGGGUCCGGCUGAUUUGGCACGUAAACAUUGACUAGGUGUAUGGUAUGUGAGUAUAAAGUGCCUGUCACUAUAAUGAACCGUCCGUCUGGGUCGGCUUCCCAUGAAACCAUGCUUAAUGGGCAGCUGUUUCGUAUCAUUAUGGCCAUUUCGUUUGCGGUGUGACCAACCCUUAAAUGACGUUUGGUACGUAUGGUCCUUUAAUCUAAACUUCACUUGUUUUGGCAAAUGAGUCUCCUGCACAAAUGCUAUGUCCGAAUUCAUCCUUUUCAGUUCUCUAAACAUCAUUCUACGUUUCCUAGGUGCGUUGAGGCCUUUAACGUUUAAUGAGAUUAUUUUUACGGCCAUGAUCUCUUGCCUAGAAUCCUGCUAUAAUUCACAGCCUUCCCCGCUUCGUCUGCCCCUCUUAGGUUUCUCCAACUGCCAGCCUGCUCCCCACGCCCCCCCCAAAGUACACACAGAGGAAGAAGAAGAAAAAAGGAAAAGAGAAAAAAAAAGAGAGAAUUGGAUAAGCCAGCGUGUAAGCCAUUAUUGGCAUAUUUGGUCUGGUCUUAUCUAUCGCCAGACUCAGUUGGUGUUGUAUGAUCCCGCCCCUCCCCUUCGAUCAACGCCAGUAGGAGCUGCGUGAACAUGACCCCUGAUUCGCGUGCGCCUUUUGUGCAUCGCUGUGACCUUAUACAUUUUGAGUCUAAACCUGAGGACAACUUGAACCCGGGCAACUGCCCAUUAACUAAACAUAAUUGGGGUGUGUGGCAUGUACAUCAAUGGGUUCAUACGGCACGUGAUUUCCCACAGGUGGGAAUAUACGAAAGAUUUCGGUUUUUUUUGUUGUUUUUUUCUGCCCAAGGGCUCCUAUCUCCUCCUUUCACCUCGUAGUUAAUCUUUGAGUGUGUUUUGAAAAUAUUUUGAUGCUCUCGUGGGUAUGGGGGUGCUGAUAAGGGUGCCUUUCCUUCCCUUUGGGGCUCUCCCGCCAAUUGUCCUAUUCCCUUCGGUUGCCCAUCCGCCUUCUGAGUUCACGGCUAACCUGUAGGGGGGUCGGCUGCUGGCUACUGGCUGCAUAUUUCGAGGCCGAUUUCCCCCUCCCUGCUAUAGGCCCCUCGGUGAUUCCCGCCCCCGACCUUACCGGGAUUGGGAGUCGUGCAUCGGCCAUAUGUCUCCCGGGUUCCUGGUCCCAUAACUCUCUCCCCAACCCUGGGCUUCCAUUACAUAGGACUUGUGACGGUGGGAUCCUUCCCUCUGAGGCCCUUACAACCCCAUAAGGCAGGUUCCUUUCUAAGAUAUUAAUUUUUAUUUUAUUCUAUUUUGUGAUUUAUUCUAUAUUUUUUAGUUAUUUACACCCCCUAUCUCCAUUCAGUUCCACCUUAAUUCCGCCCUCAGACCGGGUGACGCACCUAUGACGGCUGAGACCCCCACGGAGUGGAGCGGCUUCUAUUUGCUCCAUUGACCUUCGUUUUUGACUGCCAUAUUCCGUCAGGGGGUUAGCCCUCCCUCCUCCCCCCCCCCUAGUCUGAAACAUUCAACCUAAACAAUAACUUGCAUCAGCAAAUUAUGCAUUUUUAACAUACAUUCUUAUAGGAAUUUCUGUCCCCUUGGCAUUGGAGCUAAUUUCAAUUCCCAUCUCCCUUUAGAUGCCCUAACAAGUUAUAAAACUUAACAUACCUUAACUUUUUUAAUUUUUUAAAAAUAUUUUUAUUUUUUUAUUUUUUCUAAAUUUUUGGCAUUAUCUUCGCCCUCUAUCUUCUCACUACCCGCUUCCUCAGUCUCUCCCACAGAUCCGCCUCAAAGCUGGAUUCCUCCUCCAUGGCUAGGAGUCCACCCCCCCGAGGUGGGGUAUCAUCCGGUAUUUCUCUCGACCCCCGUGUUUCGUCCGCCACCUCCCUAGACUUAAACAUACAACCUGCGUGUUAACUUAUAUACAUGUGCAUCUGUAAAUUAUGCAUUUUUACACAUAUACAUACAUUUUUAUACACUUUCUGCCCCCCUGGUGUUGGAAUGUUUUUUUCGAAUCGUAUCCCCUUUAGUGGCACUAACAAGUUAUAAGACUUUACAUACUUCUGUGAUCGUUGGUUUUGUUACGCCUUUUUUUUUUUCUGAGGGGGUUGAGAGAUAUGACAAUUUGGACUGUAAGGCAACUGUUGCCUAACCAAAAAACAAUGAAGUCCAUACAGUUAGGGUACACCGUCCCUUAUUUCCUGGGAAUGCUAAGUGUCUCGGUGUACUUGGUUUAAUGUCCCUUGGAGGUAAUUGGGGGCUGAAGGACAGGCCCUACCUGUCUCCCCCCCUCCCUAUGGACCCUUUCUAUGUUCCAUCUGUCAUUGGGAAGAUCGGGCAGGAGAGGCUGCAGUAUCUUGAGCACCAGCUCUUGCAAGCUUCUUUCAUCCCCUUCUGGCAGGCCCCUCAGUCGUAUGUUGUUACGCCUCGACCUGUUUGCCAUGUCCUCUAGGGCUAGGUCUGCUUCAGCCAUGUGCGCGGCCAUCCUGUUUACUUGAGCCACUAGAUCAUUGAGAUUGGGCGUGGGCCUCCACGCGUUCUUCCAGCUGUGCGGUACGGGUUCCCAACGUCUGGAUUUCAGCCUGGAGCCCAGCGGUAGAUCUUGCGAUUUCGCCCGCUAGGUAAGACCUCUGUUAACCUGGAUAGGACCUGAUCCUGGUCUUUCGAUGGAGCUUCCUUGGCAGGUGAGGUUCGCUGUGUCCCCGCACCGCCAUCUUGUCCCUUGGGCUGUCUGUGUUUCUGGGCUGACAUGAGGUCUAGUACCAUGUUCCCAGCUUUGGGACCCUUCUUGGGUUGCUUUUUGGAGAGUCUUUUUUCCAUUUUGGGUAAUUUUUUAUUGUUAGGUCACUUUUGUAGGCUUUUUUAAGGCGCUUGGAAAGCGGAGCUCUUGCAAGAUGCGUCCAGCUCUCUCUGGGUUUAGGCCCCCCCCCCCCCACCAGAAAUCCUAUUCUAUGUAAAAAUCUAGGCACUACUUUUUCUCAUGAAUAGCUAAAAUAAUAAGGCAAAAAACUAAAACCAGGGUCAAUGCAAGGGGCACAGAUUAAUUAAAUGACACUAUAAGCCACCAAAACAACUUUAGUUUACUGAAGCUGUUUUGAUGUAUAGAUCCUGCAGUUUCACUGCUCAAUUUUUUGCCAUUUAUAAGUUUAAAUCACUUUCUUUAUGCAGCCCUAGUCGCAACUUUCCUAAACGCUUCCUGUAAAGAAUGAUCUAAUGUCUUUACACUUCCUUUUGUUGCAAAUUCGGUUUAAUUUAGAAUCUAUUUCCUGCUGUUAAUCGCUUGCUAGACCCUGCAGGAGCCUCUUUGUAUAAUUAAAGUUCAAUUUGCCGAACAGGAAAUAAAAACUUUUAAAGCAAGUUUACACCUGAUCGAAAAUGAAACCACUUUGUUUUCAUACAGGCUGUGUCAGUCACAUGCAUAAACAAAAAAGUGAUUUAACUCCUGAAUGGCAGACAAUUCUGCACUAAGAACAUACACACUUCAUUGGUGACAUAGUUGUGUUUGAAUAGCUAUAAUAAGCUAGGUAACAAGAAAAGAGUAGGAAAUUUUAUAUAUUUUGGGUAACAAGUUGGUAUGGGACAAAUAUUUGAAUGUUUGUUUACACUAGAAUGUGAAGUCACUAAUUUCAAGGAAUGACAUUAUAGGCAUAAAGUAGAGGUCACUCAAUAAAAGUUAUUAGGUUAUAAACAAACUCAGAAAUAGCUAGUUAGACACAACAUGCCUUACUUGAUACCAGCCAUCAUAUAAUAGCAGUUUGGGUUUCGUUGUCAAAUGAUCACAAAUUAAAAUUCUGAUCAUUUAGAGCUAAAACAACUUGAUAUGCAUUUUGAAUUGGGGAGAUUUAAUAGUUUAAUUAUAGAAUUAUCUAAAGAUUAAAACAACGUUUGAAAAGGAACAAACCUGUCUCUUAAAUCAAAGUAGUUUGCAUCAGUUGCAUUACUGGUUUUCUUUUUUACGCCUUAAGGACGGAGGCAAAUGUACAAAUUGUGAACGAACACAAAAUCUAGAAGUUGUGCUGUGUGUUUAACCGUAAUUUAAGGGUUCUCUUUAAGAAACUCUAUUCAUAUUAUAUAUUGUUUUUAAAGGAUAGAAUCCUCUUUUAAAAAUUAUUUAGAUGUAAGAAUAAAAUGGGGGGGGGGACUUAAUUUUUUACUUUUUUUUUUUUGUUUUUUGUUUUUUUUUACACAUUCGUGCUUAUCUUACACAACAAUUGCAACUAAUUAAAAAAAAAAAAAGGCUCAAAGAUUCACCCAUCGGUCCUGAUAAUUAAAUGGUCUUAUAUAGACUGUAAGCUCGUUUAAGCAGGGCCCUCUUCAACUUAUUGUUCCUGUAAGUUUUUGUAAUGGUCUCAUUUAUUGUUAAAUCUCCCCCUUAAUAUUAUAUGAUAAUAUUGUAAAGCGCUACGGAAUAUGCUGGCGCUAUAUAAAUGCCAAUAAUAAACAAAUAUAAAAGCAUUUAAUAAGGACUUGCAUAGAAUAUGCAGGCGCUAUAUAAAUACCUGUGAUAAUAUGUCCAAGUUCUUUAUCUAAUGGUAGUUAACAUUAAAGGACCACUAUAGUGCCAGGAAAACAUACUCGUUUUCCUGGCACUAUAGUGCCAUGAGGGUGCCCCCACCCUCAGGGUCCCCCUCCCGGCAGGCUGGAUGGAGAGGAAGUGGUUAAACUCAGUUUUCUCCAGCGCCGGGCGGGGAGCUCUCCUCCUCCUCCUCUUCCUCCUUCUCCUCUUUGGCUGAAUGCGCAUGCGCGUCAGGAGCUGCGCGCGCAUUCAGCCUGUCUCAUAGGAAAGCAUUCACAAUGCUUUCCUAUGGACGCUGGCGUCUUCUCACUGUGAAAAUCACAGUGAGAAGCACGCAAGCGCUUCUAGCGGCUGUCAAGAGACAGCCACUAGAGGCUGGAUUAACCCUAAUAUAAACAUAGCCGUUUCUCUGAAACUAUGUUUAUAGAAAAAAGGGAUAACCCUAGCUGGACCUGGCACCCAGACCACUUCAUUAAGCUGAAGUGCUCUGGGAGCCUAUAGUGGUCCUUUAACUCUACACAAACACUAAUCCUAUACUUGACAAAAAAAAAGUGGGGGGAUGGGUCUGCGCCAAUGUGCACAAUAAAUAGUAAUAUUAAGUCCAGUGGGGUCUAUAUUGUCGCAUCCAAGGAUCUACUUCAGUGAUAUCCAGGAGAUGUUGAUGGUGUGAAGAGUAAUCCAAAUAUAUGAAAAAUAGAAGAGGUCUUACUUACAAUUGGCAGAGCUUAAUCCAGCUCUGGUGUGAAUGGCUUACAGCGGUAUUAUCCCCGCUUCCAGGAUAUGCAGCAAGUGUCCUCUUCUUUGUAGUGGCAGGUAACCAAGUUGGAAAAUAAAAAUAGAGACAGUAAUGGUGCAGUAUAUUCCACACGUAUGGUAAAAAUUAUAAAAUAUAUAGUAGAUACACUCACAUUCGGUAGAGCUUUGACUAGCUCUAGUUGAUUUGGCGUACAGCGGUAUUAUCCCCGCUUGUGGGAUAUAAGAUGAGUGAUCUUGACUUGAACCUCAGGAACUCUGAGAGAAGAUAAAACAGCGAUAGUGCUCUCAAUAAAAUUUAGAUAAAUAAAUAAAAUAAUAAAAUAUACUCACAAUGUAUAGGGCAGACUAACUGCUCUAUGUAACAGCGUGGGUGGUAUAAUCCCCACCUAGGAUUCUUUGGAGUAUGGUAUGCAGAAAAUAAAUAAAAUAUAAAAUAAAAAAGGUUAUUAAAAUACUAUAUAAAAGGCCAGGUAAUAAAAAACAAAAGAUGAUGGUUUAAGCAUAAAAAUAACCAAAAUCUUUUUAUUGACUAUAUAUAAAACAGGAAAAAUAUCCAUAUUAGAUAUUUUUACUGUUUUUAUAUUGUCAAUAAAAAGAUUUUGGUACCUGGCCUUAUUACCUGGCCUUCUAUAUAGUAUUUUAAUAACCUUUUUUAUUUUAUAUUUUAUUUAUUUUCUGCAUACCAUACUCCAAAGAAUCCUAGGUGGGGAUUAUACCACCCACGCUGUUACAUAGAGCAGUUAGUCUGCCCUAUACAUUGUGAGUAUAUUUUAUUAUUUUAUUUAUUUAUCUAAAUUUUAUUGAGAGCACUAUCGCUGUUUUAUCUUCUCUCCGAGUUCCUGAGGUUCAAGUCAAGAUCACUCAUCUUAUAUCCCACAAGCGGGGAUAAUACCGCUGUACGCCAAAUCAACUAGAGCUAGUCAAAGCUCUACCGAAUGUGAGUGUAUCUACUAUAUAUUUUAUAAUUUUUACCAUACGUGUGGAAUAUGCUGCACCAUUACUGUCUCUAUUUUUAUUUUCCAACUUGGUUACCUGCCACUACAAAGAAGAGGACACUUGCUGCAUAUCCUGGAAGCGGGGAUAAUACCGCUGUAAGCCAUUCACACCAGAGCUGGAUUAAGCUCUGCCAAUUGUAAGUAAGACCUCUUCUAUUUUUCAUAUAUUUGGAUUACUCUUCACACCAUCAACAUCUCCUGGAUAUCACUGAAGUAGAUCCUUGGAUGCGACAAUAUAGACCCCACUGGACUUAAUAUUACUAUUUAUUGUGCACAUUGGCGCAGACCCAUCCCCCCACUUUUUUUUUGUCAUUAUCCAAUUUUCAGCGACAUUAGAGGGAUUCCCUGUUUGGGACUGCUGCCUUUUGAAUUAGCGCUGACUCUACACCUUGUUCUGUUCACUAAUCCUAUACUUGACUAUAACACGAACUCUAACCACAACCACAAUCACACCCUAACCGUAUUUACCCUUACAGUUUCACUAACCCUUCCCUUACCCUAACUGGAACCCUAAGGAAACAAUGUACUAAUAUCAGUACUGAUAACAACCAGUAGAUGGCGGCUAUGGAUGUAACCCUGCUCACACCAAAAUGUUAGGACAUUACAUGCUGUCCUAACUGCGUUAAAAGCCCACUGUGGGGGAUGGCGUGGAAUAUUCUAGUGUUUUGGAUUGGUUAGUAUUAAAGGACCACUAUAGUGCCAGGAAAACAUACUCGUUUUCCUGGCACUAUAUAGUGCCCUGAGGGUGCCCCCACCCUCAGGGACCCCCUCUCGCCCGGCUCUGGAAAGGGGUUAAAACUUACCUUUUUCCAGCGCUGGGCGGGGAGCUCUCUGCCUUCUCUCCUCCUCCGUUCCUCCUCCUGGGCUGAAUGCGCACGCGCGGCAAGAGCUGCGUGCGCAUUCAGCCCGUCGCAUAGGAAAACAUUUACAAUGCUUUCCUAUGGAUGCUUGCGUGCUCUCACUGUGAAAAUCACAGUGAGAAGCACGCAAGCGCCUCUAGUGGCUGUCAAUGAGACAGCCACUAGAGGAUUAGGGGGAAGGCUUAACCCAUUCAUAAACAUAGCAGUUUCUCUGAAACUGCUAUGUUUAUUUAAAAAUGGGUUAACCCUAGAAAGGACCUGGCACCCAGACCACUUCAUUAAGCUGAAGUGGUCUGGGUGCCUAGAGUGGUCCUUUGAUAUUUUGUUAGAUAUGUAUAUGAGAGAUAUUAUUUUAUAUAUUUUAGUUGCCAAACCCAAAUGUAGCUUUCUUUGUACGCUAGCCAGGUUAUCACCAUGGUAAGUAGUAAUCUGCAACUAUAGAUAAUAUAAUUUUUUUUCCAUUCUUAUUGUUCAGAUAAUGUCACUGAAAGGAAAAGAUUGUUAUAAAGCACAGAUUUAAAAAGUAGUUGGGCAAAGUGAUCUAUUCUUUGCAUUAAGCCGUGCAGAAAAUACCACCAAACGUUUUUUGCAGUCACACUUUAAUAUCUUCUCUUAAAUAGAUGUUUCUGAGGAGGUAUCUAUAUAUUGUGUGUAUGAUUCACAAAGUCCUUGUCUACCGCUCCCUGAGCAGUAGACAAGGGGAUGUAACCUCACCACAAGACUCCUUGCACCAAAGCAAUACAAUGGGCAUAGGGUAGGCAACUUUUGUCACUCCAGAUGUUGUGGACUACAGCUCCCAUAAUGCUGCUACAGCCAUAAUUCUGGGAAAACAUCACAGAAGAUGUAAUCCAUAACAUACUUAUUGCUUAGUGUCCAUUUACCUUAGGCUUGCUUGGCAUCAUGGAAAAUGUGGUCCAUGAUCCUUUGCAGUGCCAAGCCUUUAGCUAUCUUUAUCCUAAGGAGUUUUUACAUUUCUUUUUAUAAUUGUUAGCAGUUGCUUAUAAGAAGGUGCUGCCUCUGGCUGCACAGCGAGCUGUUGUCUGACUUUCCUUUAUCUGUGAUAUAAAUUGGAUUGACUCAUGGUGCUGCUGGCUUCUGAAUGCAACAGGAUGGUGGGAGUCUGCAGUGCGACUGUUUAGAGAGAUUAAACUUAAGGAAAUAGUAAGGAUUACAAAAAUAAGAGGUAUGCUUAUGUGAUUCCUCUUUUGUGAGUAGAUGGAGAAAUCUUUAUUGGGUUAGCAGAGAUUUCUAUGUUGUAGCCAGAAGCAGAGUUGUGCUGACAGUCUUAUUUGAUAGGUGAGGUGGGGGUGGCUGAGCUUGAGAUCAUUAUGAAGCAUACAGUUUAUACAAGCUUUUAUAUAUCUCGCUCGCUCCUCUACUAAUGAGUGUAGCAGAUAUUGUUUGAUAUCUGUCUGCUGAAUAUUUAUCAAUUUUGUCUCUUUGCUUGUCUCAGCCCCAUGGAGGUUCCUACUCCAAAACCAGUCAAGAAGGACAAGGAGCAGAGACCUCGGCAUCUCCUAAUUGAUCUUCCAUUGCCACCUGAGCUACCCGGUGGUGACCCAUCUCCUCCAGAGUCCCCGGAGCCAAAAGUGGUGACAUCACCACAACAGCAGUUAAAGAAAAGACCAAAGUAAGUGUGCAUUGUUUGUUUGCAUGAAAGGUGUAUUAGUUUAUCUUUUUUUUUUAAACAAAUUAGAUUUUUUUGUUUUUAUCUUACAAAGAUGGCUAAAAAAAUGAAUAGUAAUAGCCUGAAAAUAUGUUAAUAAAAUUAAAAAGUGAUUGACUUAUAUUUAUUUAUACAAUUCCAUGACAGAAUACAGUCUAUCCUGAUAAUUAUGACCACUAAAUUGUACAGAUAUACUCCAGACCAGUGGUUCCCAAACCUUUUAGGUUUAAGGCAUUCUUAAUUUAUUUUAAUAUUUUACCAAGGUAAUUCCUGGCAGUCCUAUUGCAACAUUGAACUCUAGCAGCCUCAGGAGCUGCUAGAGUUCACUCUUGCACAUUUGCUGCGUUGCUGCGGUAACCGCGGCAACACUGAAAGCUCACGAGUGGAGAACCCAGCAGAGCUGCAGGUUAGAGCUCCCCUGGGUCCUCUCUCCCUCCCCUGCUGGCAGCAGCAUUACAUUGCGAGCGGACUGAAGAGGGUCCUGCAGAGUUGGCAGGGGAGAGCGAGGCAUCGGGAAAAUAGCUUGCGGCUCACCUGUGGCUCCACGACACAGUUUGGGAACCGCUGCUACAGACUAUAUAUUUAUUUUCAUUUUUAUAAAUAAAAUAUAUGGAUAAUGCAUUAAAACUAUGAAAAUAAUACAGUAGUGGGGAAUCUGAAAUAGCAACUUUUGCUCAGCUUUUCCAAUACUCUUUCUGUGGCAGUGCUAAGCAUAUUCCACAAUCCACUACUGUGUAGCCCUCUACAGAUUGCACAGCUGUUGUAUUGGAGACAAAACUGCUGUUUGUUGAAAUCCUUUCUAAAGCCUUAGUUUUAUUUUUUUAUUUUGUGUAUGAGCCUUAAAUGUGACUCAAUAAAUUGUAUAAUCUAUAGAUUUUUGUCAUCUAAAAGGUGUAGUUUAACUUGUUGGUCAACACACCUGUCAGGACUCUGCACAGUGCUUUUUUUUUUUUUUUAUUUAAAGCAACCACCCACAUUACAGGGGCAUCUAUAGGUCCCUGGUUUAGUCAAACUGUUUCUAAACAGCUUAAUGAUGCUCAGAGACUCUAACAAAAUAUUUGCUACAUAGCAUUGUAGUCACAACCACUACAUUGUAAUUUUGCUAAGUGUCCCUUAAAUAACAUACACAAAAUCAUUAGUUUUCAGUGUGAAGAAGAGUUAGAAAAUGUUUUGUGUAAAUUAUAUGGUGUAAUAUAUUUGAUGCUUUACUUGAUUUGUUUUUAGGAGUUAACAAAGUCCUUGCUAAAUAUUUUGGGUCUUCUGUUUGUUCCUAUAGAAUUUGCUGUCCACGUUAUGGUGAAAGAAAGCAGACUGAAACAGACUGGGGGAAGCGCUGUGUGGAUAAAUUCAAGAUUCUUGGUAUUAUUGGAGAGGGAACAUAUGGACAAGUUUAUAAAGCACAGGACAAGGUUACAGGUAAUGUGCUAGGUUACAUCCUAAAUUACAUAGGUUCACAUAUUGAGUGAUUUAUUACAGUGGGUCACAUUGAAUUUUUUUUUUUGCUCUGACUGCAUACAGAACUAUUGCUACUAGUGUCAAGAUUAAGUGUAACAUUGUUCCCAUAAUUGCUCUGCUGUAGAUUCAGCAGAAUAAAACAAUUGAUUGGAAUACACAAUAUGCAGUUUUAAAUAAAGAUUUAUGAAAAUGUAUGUGUUGUUUGAUCCUUGGGGAAAAAAAUAAAUCUGUCGCUAUUAACUGCUCUGUUGUUUCAGGAGAGUUUGUGGCCUUAAAGAAAGUGCGUCUGGAUAAUGAAAAGGAGGGAUUUCCUAUCACAGCCAUCCGGGAAAUUAAAAUAUUGCGUCAGCUUAUUCAUGGCAGGGUGGUCAACAUGAAAGAGAUAGUCACCGACAAACAGGAUGCACUGGACUUUAAGAAAGACAAAGGUGAGGAUUUGGUUUUUCUACUUUUGUACUCAAUGUGUGGGUCUUCUUUUUUUAUUUUGGUUUUGUAUACAACAUAUUUCCAGGAAAUAUCAGAUUGAUUACAAUGCAAUCACAAUGCGUCUUUCCUUCCAUCCAGCAAUCCAGUGCAAGAGAGCUUAUAUAAUGUGAAACAAGUAAACUGAUUAUUUGCAUAUGGCACUGGCAUCUGAUUGGGCCUGGGGGUGGAGGCGACUCUGACUGACUUUCCUGGUGCGGACUUUGAUUUAUUGUUGUGGAUCUGUUUCAAACACUUGCACGAUGGACAUUAUUGUAACAUUGUUGCCUUGGAACACUACCUCGCCUCACAUUACUCUAUGCUUUAUUGCUAUGGGUAUCUGCCAUAUUCUUUGAUACAACCUACAUUUGAUUUAGCCUUCCUUUAUAUUUACAGUCAUAAAAAAUCUGGCCCUCUAUAGGAAUUGAGUUUCACAUUUAUGAUCCUGAAGGGACAUUCUAAGCCUCAAAUUAAGUGGUUUUGGUGCAUAAAUGUUGUCUGUAUCUUUGCGCCCCCUCUCACCCCCACCCCAAACAAUGUAAACAUGAAUCCUCUUAAAGCUUCUACUAGUUAAGCUUUGGUUUCUCUAUGAGGAGCAUCUAAUUAACAGAGCAUGGUAGUUGCUGUGCAAGUGCCCUGUCACCAAUGCAUCUCUCUGAGAAUCAUUGGAAUGGACAGAAGUAAUCAUCACUGAUGACUGCACUGGAGGUGGAGUGCAUGCUUCAUGAAGACUGACCUGAUGGUGAGCAAAGGUAACAUAAAACAAACAAACAAAUGCCAGGUAGGGGCAGUAUUUAAACACUAACAAUCUAAUGUUGAAAUUAAUAUUUUUAUUAUUAAGGUGUACCUUUAAGGGUUAGUCAGAAUUUAGGAAACCUCUUCAUUCUUGCAAAAAGCACAAGAUCUUUAAUCUAAAUAUAUUAAUGUUGGAAGGUUUGAGAAUGGGUUCUAAAUAGGCUAAAAUAUAUCAUAGCUAUAUUUCUUGGCCCUUACAAGCUUCAUGUCUCACUUCAAACAUGUAAAGAGAAAUUUCCUUGUACUAUAGGUGCCUUUUACUUGGUGUUUGAAUAUAUGGACCACGACUUGAUGGGGCUACUUGAAUCUGGCUUGGUGCAAUUUUCAGAAGACCAUAUUAAGUCUUUUAUGAAGCAACUGAUGGAAGGCCUGGAAUACUGUCACAAAAAGAACUUUCUUCACAGAGACAUAAAGUGUUCGAACAUUCUACUAAACAACCGGUAAACCGCAAACUGAAAACCCAUUCAUCCAUGCAAUGCUUGCUAAUGAAGUUACAUACUGAUAUGUCAUUUUCUUUGCAGUGGUCAUAUCAAGCUAGCAGAUUUUGGAUUGGCGCGGCUUUAUAGCUCAGAAGAAAGGUAAGGCUAUUAAUCGUUUUUAAAUUCAAUUCCCUGGCAAUAUUUUUUUUAAUCCGUUAUAUAGUCAAGAAAAGUAAAAUAUAUAUGAGUUGUGAGAUCAAAAGUUAUGUAUGUUUUUACAGAAUUUCCAGAAGGAGAAAGCAUUUUUUCUUUUGUAUUCUAGAUUGAUUAUAAGAUGCUUUAAUAAUUUAGCAUUGUAUGUGUUUUUAUUUAGCAGCAAUUUUAUUUUAUUUAUUUUUUUAAAUUAGAUCUUAGAUAAGGGAUAUUUUAGCAUUGUGAAGUGAGUGGUGCAAGUGUGUUGAUGGGAGAAAAAAAAAAAAAAGAAAUACUAGUUAAUAAAACCACAAACCCCCAUUUUAACAUUGUCCAUGGUGGAAUUUGGACUUUUUGAUGGUGAGUUCACUCUUCCCUUGAUGUUUUUUUAUUUCAGCCGUCCAUACACUAAUAAAGUGAUUACACUGUGGUAUCGGCCACCAGAGCUGCUUCUAGGAGAGGAGAGAUACACACCUGCCAUAGAUGUAUGGAGUUGUGGGUAAGUAAAUGGGACAGUGUGUUCACAUGUCAUGAUUACAGGAUACAGGAAAACUUCAUGAUUAAUGACGCUUUUUUUACUACUUUUCUUAUUUCUAAAUAACUGGUACAUCUUUUGUAUUUUUUUUUAUUUUUAUUACAAUUCUUUUUGUAGACCAUUACACAGCACAAAUAGUAGAAAAUAUGUAAUGCACAUAAACCUAUUGCAAAACACUAGCUAGUCUCCGUAAUAGAAUGGUAAUUUUAUAAUACCGUACUUUGUCAACCAUUGGCAGACAUUGUUAUUGGUUAAACAAUCUAAUGAAGAACAAGUCAGAAUAGCACACAAGAAGCUGAAUAAGGCAGACUAUAACUAGGUUAGUCAUAAAAGACAUAUGGAGACAUCUGAUGUACCUGCAUUUUAAUGAUAAACUAAGUUGGAAGGACAUAAGAUAAAACUAAACUUAGUUGGGAUCAGGGCAGAGAAGGGAAGUAUGGUGCCACAGAUGUAGCAAUGAGAAGAGGUUAGUGGUUUAAUGGAACAAUGUCCCAAUCUGUCAUUUAUUCUACUUUGUUUAUUUUCAGUUGUAUCCUUGGCGAACUGUUCAUGAAAAAGCCAAUCUUCCAAGCCAACCAAGAGCUCGCUCAGUUAGAACUUAUCAGGUGAGGUCACUCAACGUUUAUGCUGGUACUGCUUAAGGAGAGGAGUAGCAAAGUAUUAAUAUGAACUUGCAGUUGAGAUAUGUUGUAAAAUGUUUGAGUGUCAAUCAUAUCAUUGUCAGUAUUAUUUAGUUCAGAAUCUUCUCUUAAGAUUGUCUUAUUCCUUAUGUUUUUCUCUAAGCCGUCUCUGUGGAAGUCCCUGUCCUGCUGUCUGGCCAGAUGUCAUCAAAUUACCCUACUUUAAUACAAUGAAACCGAAGAAACAGUAUAGACGGCGAUUACGAGAAGAGUUCUCCUUGUGAGUUUAUUUGUAACUGAAAGUUAGAUUAGGAAUGUCUUUUCACAUUAAUCUGUCUUACUGAUCAGUCUGGAGAGUCAGACAUUUUACAGUAAAAGCAUAAAUGUCCUUAUUUAGAUUUAAAUGAAUACUACCAAGUAUAUGGUUUGUUGUUCAGGCAAUGCUUAGGCUGACCUUAUAUAGUGUUCUUUAACCUCAGUGUUCUAGAAUGGUAAGCUUUACUUUAAAUCUUUAAAGUGCAGGUAAGUUGAUCUACACCAGCACAAUGCACUGUUAAAGGACCACUCUAGGCACCCAGACCACUUCAGCUUAAUGAAGUGAUCUGGGUGCCAGGUCCCUCUAGGAUUAACCCUUUUUAAAAUAAACAUAUCAGUUUCAGAGAAACUAUGUUUAUAAAUGGGUUAAUCCAGCCUCUAGUGGCUAUCUCAUUGACAGCCGCUAGAGGCGUUUGCAUGCUUCUCACUGUGAAAAUCAGUGAGAAGACGCCAGCGUCCAUAGGAAAGCAUUAUGAAUGCUUUCCUAUGAGACAGGCUGAAUGCGCGCGCAGCUCCUGCCGCGCAUGCGCAUUCAGCCGAAGAGGAGGAUCGGAGGCGGAGAGGAGGAGGAGAGCUCCCCGCCCGGCGCUGGAAAAAAGGUAAGUUUAACCCCUUUCCCUGCCAUCCAGCCCGGCGGGAGUGGGACCCUGAGGGUGGGGGCACACUCAGGGCACUAUAGUGCCAGGAAAAAGAGUAUGUUUUCCUGGCACUAUAGUGGUCCUUUAAUCUUUAGAAUCACCUGCACUUUGAGACUCAUUUUAGUUUACAAAAAGAAGCUAAUUAAAUUCCUGUUUAAUUACCGUUUUCUGUAUUAAAAUAUUGUAUAUUCACUUUUUUUUGGUCUUACCACUCCGCACCAUAAUGUUGAGUACCAGAUAAAUAUGCAAUUCAUUGCUCAGCUGUGAUCUGUGCAAGCAGUCUUUAACUGCUGUUGUCUCUCUGAACAUAUUCAUGUGUCGAUAUCCUUUCUUGUUGAACAGCAUUCCCACGCCUGCUUUGGAUUUGCUGGACUACAUGCUCACUUUGGAUCCCAGCAAGCGCUGCACCGCUGAGCAGGCACUACAGAGUGACUUUCUCAAAGAUGUAGACGUCGACAAAAUGGCCCCUCCAGAGUAAGAGCCUUGAACAUACUUUACGUAAACUAUAGGGAAUAUAAAAAGAGGGUUAUGGUUUCCUCUCAUCCUUCCAAAGGAAUAUUUAAUAUAAAUAAUACUCCCCAGUGAAACUGUUUGCUGCAAAGCCUCAUGGGUUGCUGGUUCCUGCAAUGAGCUUUGUCCAUGUUUAGAAGUACCUGACAUCAGUCAAUAAUAUUGAAUAUUUUUGCGCAUUAUAUCAAGUUAUAUUACUUGUUUGUAAUCUUUAGAAUAGUGAAUAACGUGUAAAAAAAAAAAAUUUGUAAGCCUUUACCUUGUUUUGUAUAUGGCUGGUAUUGAACAGUUAUGAAUACACAAGCAGAGCCUAUAAUGUAAUUGCCUCUCUUCUAGUCUCCCCUCCUGGCAGGAUUGUCAUGAACUGUGGAGUAAGAAACGCAGAAGGCAGCGUCAGAGCGGCAUCAUUAUCGAUGAACCUCCUGCCAUCAAAGCUCCACGGAAAGAGAAUGUAGCACCACAGGGUAUAGACCCUGUAAGGAACAGCAGCCCAGCCCCCUCGCAGCCAGCGAAGGUGGAGACCAUACCCACUGACCUGUGUAAGCAGAAAACUGUUAUAAAGUCAACAAGAGUAUUUUGUAGGUUAUUGUUUAGUGUCAUGAGAACACAUUUAAAGGGAUACUCUACGCACCACAACCUAAUGUAGUGGAUUUGGUGCAUAGAUGCGGUCUCUUGUUUGGGACAAUGCAAAACAGUACUGUUUCUGAGAACCUGAAAUCUUUUUCAUAUGCCUAAAACAAAACCACCAGAGCCACUACUUCAUUACAUUCUCAAGAGUUUCAAACGCAUCGUGUUAUCAUUUAUAACUAUUAUUAUUAAAGCGUUCUUUUCAAAGAAUGUGUCCAUUUUGAAAGAACCAAGGUCUCAAUAGAACAAAAUGCUUCCCAUAUUAUAAUUUUUUUGUAAAAGUGAGUCACACCCAUUUGUACAAUGCAUUAGAAAUACAUACAAUCCACUUGCUGCUGCUGAAUCACUCUGCAGAUCCUUUGUGUAACUGUGGCUGGGGACUGAACUACAUCUGGGCAUGUGUUUAUAGAAUUAUGUAGCACAUCUCUCACAUUCAGUUCUAUGUGUAAGGAGACACUGCAGUGGACCUCUUGCUCCGUAACAUCUGCAAAGACCACAGAUUUAUGAUGCUAAAGAUUCCCUAAAUUUGUGCAGCACAGCUUUUUGAGCACUUAUUGUUAGAUGGUUGUCAAUGGGAACAUCCGUCAAGCUGUCAUCAAAGGAGAGUUUAGAUUCUUCCUCUUGAGUUCUAUAAAUAUUUGGGAUUGUUUAGCUCAUAUGGGGAAAAGGGUUGGAGAUUGCACUUUAUUGGAAAUGUACCACUUCUUUUUUUUUUUUUUUUAUUAUAUAUAUAUAUUGGCUUACUUGUUCCUUGUCUGCAGCGAUUCUCGGGGAUAUCACACAACAGCUCAAUCAGAGCGAACUGGCUAUCCUGCUGAACCUUCUUCAGAGCCAGACUGACCUCAGUGUCACCCAGAUAUCCCAGCUGCUAAACGUUCAGUCAAAUCCAGACAUGCAGCAGCAGCUGGAAGCUUUAAAUCAGUCCAUCACAGCCUUGACUGCUGGCCCUUCAAAUCCAGAUGAAGAGGCUUCUAAAGAUCUUCCAGCUCAGGACCAAGUGGACUCCAGUGAGGCUGAAACUCAGGGAGAGGUACAGAAUGUUCUAGCCGUCCUCCUUAGCCAGUUCAUGAACCCCCAGGAAGUUGUGGAGGCCCCCGGAGAGAGCAAUGGAGAGCAGAGUGGAAGCAUUCUCGCAGUACCACCUGAACCCGAAGAAGUAAUUGUAGAAGAACAGCAACAAAAUGAAAAGGAAGAGAUGGAGGAUGACACAGGUAAAUUCUGGUCACCCUGAGUUUACCAUCUAGUCCACAUUGCAUGCAGGGGUGGUGUUUCAAAUGCAUAAGAGGAGAAAAUCACUCAUAAAAAAAUAAAAUAAAAAAAUUCCUCCCAUCUCUUCUGUGCACUAGUGGCCUUCAGACUCACUGUGUGGGAGAUGAAGGUCUGCCUUUACAGCAAAGCUAGUGGAGAUUACAGAAGAAAAUACUCAUUGUAUUUUGGUUUAUAAUAAACUGCAAACAUUAAAAUUCACCAUUAAUUUUAUGAUUAUUUGGAUUGUUCACUCUAAGUAUUUUACUGUUUAUCAAUUUUCACUCUUUGUUUUAACCAUUCUCUCCCUUCUCACUAUAUUCAUUUGUAUGUACUCUCUAAACAUAUUGGACAAUUGAAGCACUAUACACCAGAACAUACACACUUACAUAAUUAUAUACAUUUCUAAAACCCUCUAUUUUCUUUUGGAUGCCCUUUCCAGCUAUUUAAAAAUCAUCUUUAGUAUAUAAUGCACGGAACUACUUUGUAUUGAGAUGAGAUUCUCACUAUGGUUGUACAAAGCUGCCUCCAUUAUUACCUUCACAAGUUUAUAUUCACACACUGUGUAAAUGUGCAAUGCUCGACAAUUGUGCACAUUAGCAUAAUUUACCAUUCUUCUCCCUUGCUAAAUUCAAAGGGGAUGUGAUGCUAUAUAGCAGGAGUGCCCAAAAGGUAGAUCCCCACGUUUUAAAACUACAGCUUCCAUGAUGCUUUGUUAUUCUAAAGACAUGCAAAGCAUCAUGGGAGUUGUCCUACAGCAUCUGGGGAUCUACCUUUUGGGCAUCCCUGGUUUACAGCAUUUCUCUGGGAGAUAGCCAGGUAAACAUGUUCCUGGUGCAGAAGCUCCAAAAAUUUCUACUACUUCAGUAGCAGUUAUCCCCAGUUAUUUUACGGUGUGUUAUGAUAAACCCAAAGGUGGGGGCUCUUCACCCAAACUUACAAUACAUUUUCCAUUCCUGUCCUCGAAUUGUUGACAUUUAUUGUUAUAUGGAGUAAAAUAUAACCAUGAAUCUCCAAUCCUUUACAGUUCUGCUUAUAGUGGUUUUACAAUACAUAACCCACAGCCCCUGUGUUUCCUAAAACAUUGUCUCUUUCUUCCCCUGCAUUGUCCUUGCCUUUCUUUAACUUUGUUUAUCAGCUACCCUGUCGAACAAUUGGCAUUGCCAUGCUCUUCAAAAUGUCACAUUAGCACAUUAUGUAACUCACUUUCAGUGUUCAAGACUGGGUAUCAUUAACCUUCUGUCCGAUAUUAUGGUUUUAAUCAUCUGCUAAAACAAACUUUGCAUCAUCACUUUUAAAACCACUGCCCUAAUUUUCCAUGUCACCAUUUUACAUUACUCCUCAUCUCAGUACACCAUGUCUUGUUAAUUCCAUAGCAGCUAGUCACCUGGAAUGAGACCUGACAGAGAAGAAGUUCUCUUCUUCCUUGUGGUCAGUUGAGAUCAAAAGGUCUCGAUGUCUAGCCCCCAUAAGUUACAGUGAAGCUGGCUGUCUCAUUGUGUUCCUGUGGGAAAACGACAUUGAAUUCUGGCGCAACCUCUUGAAUUUAUACAGCUAUUAAAAUUAGAUAUAAAUAUUACUUCCUCCUAGUGAUGCCAGGUUUCUGAGUAUAUUGAUGUUUGUGCGACCAGGUGUUUAUGUGCACGGCCAUUUGUGUAUAUACACUUGGACAUUUUUUUUUGUGUUUAACUAGUGUUCUGUGAGUAUGUGGGUGAAGGAGUGUGUGCCAUCGUGUGUGUGUGGGGGUGGGUGGGAGACAUAUAGGAGUGUGUGUGCCAACUGUUAGUGGAGUGCAUACAUACCCCUUUUGUGUGUGCUCUGUGUAGGCUUAUGUGUGUUGGCCACCAGUUGUUGGAUGGGAGUGUUCUGUUGAUUAGAAACGAUUGUGUGUACUUAACUAUGUAUGUCUGGUAUUGUGGCUAGCAAGGUCUCUGCAUCUUAAUUCAUAAUUUUUGAUUGGAUCUAAGGAAACUUUAAUUCCUUUGAAACAUAAAAUUUGAACCUAAAAAUUUCUUCAGAUGUCCUAAUAACUGUAAAAUGCAUCUGUCUCCUUAAACAAAACACAAAAUAAACACUAUAUAAGGCACAAAAUUAAUCCACCCAAGCAAAUACCCCAGACCAGUAUGACAUUUUAAACUUCAAUCAAACAAUAAAUUGGGUAAGUUAUUGCUACAGAAAGCAUAAACUGUCAAGCCUUCUGUACUAUGAUCUAUGUAGGUGCAAUAUGUUUAUAUUGGGGACAAACGACUUGUUUUCUAAUUCCCAAAGGUUAACAAAAUCGUUGAAAUGCUUUUAAUAUUGAUACCUAUAUACAAAUGUUUCCCACAUAUUAAUUUGAACAUUCAUAAAUAUAUCAAUCCGAUAAGAUACAGAGUCCCAUAGACCAUAGUAAACCAUUGCAUUAUACACAAGGCCUUGAUGCACAUUCAUUUCUUUGCAAUCUUAUACAGGCACAUGGAAAAAAGAAAAACUCAAAGCUGCACAAGGGGCAAAAGUAACAAUUUUGGAGUAUGAAUCUAUUUUGAAAAAUUUGCAAGUUUUACAAUCCAUUUCCCCUUUCUGAACAUUAGUCACAAAAUACAGUAUUUAUAUCUGGCAGUGAGGUCAGAAAUAUCAUUGUAUAUUUGAGUGAAUAGAUUUUUCAUUAUAAAUGAAUCAUUUUCUCUUGUUUUCUAUCCCAUUGCUUUUUAAACAGUGCAACACUAAUACCAUCACAUAGCAUUUACAUCACAAAAUAUACAGCACUUAAUGGACGGUAUUUUUGUUAUACAAGCCAAUUUACACUUUAUUUAGAUGAAAAAUGCCAUUAUAUCAGUGGAUGGGCUUGGUGUACACAGCUGUACCCAAAUACAAUACACCUUUCAUAAUCCUAAAUUUUAUGAUCUUACACAGGUCUAAACAACAUAAUAAACCCCCCCUUCCAAAUUGAAAUGAAUGAAUAAGCCAUAAAGCAGCAGAGUUGAGGAUUGAGAGGAAAAUAAUAAAUGUAAGAUUCCGAUUACUUUAUAAAUUAUUUUUGAAAAGAAAAUACACACUACAUCACACAUAAAAUAAACCUCACAAUAAAUGAAACCUCCAUUUGUGAGCAGGGUUUAAAAUUUCAGGUCCUGUGUUGCUAGCCAUGAUUUAAAGUUAUUCGCUACUGCAAGCCCAGAACGCCUUUGGAAGGGAUUGGCAAUUCUUGGCACUCCAGAUGUUUUAGACUACAUCUCCCAUAAUGCUGGCAAAGCAGCAGGUGAGAUGUAAUCCACAACAUCUGGAAUGCCGAAGGUUGCCUGCCCCUGGUCUAUGCUUACUCACCAAGGAUGAAUUUCUACUCUGCAGGGCUAAAUUGUCACUUAACCAAUGGCUGGGGGCAAAUUGGAAUUUUGAGCCGUGUGUGCAUAUAGGUAGACCUGAAGAUUGGUCACUAUAGACCAUUCAAGCCCAGUGUAUACUUAUCUAUAUUACUGUAGUUAUGGGUGAAUAAAUCAUGAGCAUUUCCAUACACGGGUAUAGGGCAAGUAUAUGGUUACUGUCCUUUUGUGAUGCUAAUCACUGAUAGUAUGAAAGUCCUCUAAUAUCAAUUUCUCUGGCAUAGACUCAAAGUGUGUAGAGACAAAACGUAGAGAUGCAAAAAAGUAGGAAUAGCUAAUGGUCUUUGCCAAGUUCUUACUCUUUUCUUUAGGGGAAAUAUUUGCCCGGUCCAUUUAAAGUCUCAUCUGGUUUGCUCCUAUUAUUCUGUAUACUGGUUCCAAUUUGAAUGAUGUCUGUGCACAUUGUGAGGCAGAUGAUGGGGGGCUUAGAAAAGACAACUUCAGGACUUUCAUACUAUCAAAGAGGGUCAUUUGUUGUCUUGAUAAGUGUUACAAAAGGAGGGGGGUCCAUAUACUUGUUGCCUCCUACUCAUUCCUUUAACUUAUCCAACCCCAAACCCACUAAUUUAAAUAGGUGUACCAUAGGCUUGAACGGUCAGUAGUCUCUUGUCCUUAUUUCUACCUAUACACACGUGUAUGUACUGUACUUUAUUUUAUUUGGUACAUUUUUCUCUAUUUUCUCCCUUUAUUAAACCUGAAUUAUAAAAUAACAUUUUUUUUUAUUUUUUAUUUUUGUCAAUCCUCAACUCUGCCCCCCUGAGGCUGAAUUAAAAAUUUGCUUUACUAUCUUAGGAUUUACCCCAGUUGGGUAAGGUAGACCUCCAUCCCUGUCGUAUUGGUCUAUUAAUGUAUUAUUUUUUAUUAAACCUCUUACCCUACACAAACUUUGAGGGGCUAUAUGCACACAAAAUAGUUUUAUUAUGUAACAUGCAUGAACACUGCACCUGUAUUUAUAUAUUAUGUAAAAAUAAGUAACCAGACAGUUCACUAGAAGGCAGCUAUUACAUUAGUGGCUCUAAAUUUAAGUGGAUAGCAGCGUUCUGCGCCAAUGUAUGUAUUCCUUUUUUAGUUCUUGACCAAAGUAUACCUGAACAUCCACACAUUUGUGGGUGACAGGUUCACUAGCAAUGGUUUCUGCUAGUGUUGGCAGACUUUCCUAUGUAGUUGGAGAUGGGAAGACAUGUUAGACUUUAUGUUCUAUGGUGAAGAUUUGGUUUGAGUUACUGCAGUUUGCAACACCCAGGAAACCAAGGUAAGCAGUACAAGAGAUAUAUAGAUACACACGCACUCUCCCCAAAGAACACUUAAAUUAAUUGGUGCAAUCAGUGUAGACUAGGUAGACAUUUGUACAAAAUGAUGCACUCACAGGGCUAGAAAUCUGUGAUUUAAUAGCUAUCACAUGUGGGGGAAAAAAUUAAGUUUCGACCCAUUCAGGUCUUUUUCAAGAUACAUACACUCUCUUCCUCUCACCAGGGUUCAACAUUUCCUCUUACCAAUGGUGAGUACGGAGUUUAAACAGACACUGUAACAGCUUCAUAUCUUUGAAGUGAUUAUAGUGUCUGGAAUCCCCUGGCACCAUCCUUCUAUUCAGCGUUAAACGUUUUUUAAUACUAAAUUACAAUCACCAGCAGCUUAUCACCCAUGUGCUGAUUUAGCUAAAAGGAAGGCAAUAGCAUGGGCAGCUGGGAUUGGCUGAGAGUGUCAGCUGACCUCCUUCACCCUAUCUCAGAGCACAUUGCUGUCAUGAAUUUUAAUGGCUAUAAGGAAGGGUGCAACCCCUGCUUUAACCAUAACUUCAGUAGAGGCCGGGUUGUGGGUGGCCAGGGACCCUCAUUUAGUGUUAAUCUGCAAGGUGUCUUAAUGCUUUAUAACCAAUUCACUGAAAUUAAAUGGUUAGUGCCUAUAGCAGACAUAGGCAACCUUUGGCAAUCCUGAUGUUUUGGACUACACCUCCCAUGAUGCUUUGCCAGCAUUCUAGGUGUAAGAGCAUUAUGGGGGAUCUAGUCCACAACAUCUGGAGUGCCGAUGGUUGCCUAUCCCUGGCCUAUAGUGUCCUUAAAAAAAAAAAAAAAACACUCUUAAAAAUAAAAUAAAAAACAAACCAUGGUUGCCUUUUCUGCAAUGGAUUUAAAGUGCUUAACAAAAAGAUGAUUGUUACCCUUUAAAAGUUUAAUUUAUUUUUUUUUAAAUAAACUUUGUUGCACAAACUUUUAUUUUGUAAUUAAAAGAUUAGAAAUGUCUUUACUAUAUGUGUAUUCAGUUAUGCUGCAUGUACUUGCAUGCCCUCCCCUCCCCCCCCGAAUUUAGUUUUAUUAUUAAACGUUAACUAGAUUUUCCCCUAAAACUAUGCAGUAACUUUUUUUUUAAUUUAAAAGCCGUGUUCAUUGUGUACCUAUAUUGGUACUGUUUGACUCUGUGUAUUCAAGUGUUGUUUUUUUUUUUCUCCUCCUUCUUUGUUUCAUUUAUCUAUGUUUUUUAAAGAUGCUGUAAAGCGAAGUAACCCUCCUACAUCUAGUCAACCCCGUAUCCUGCCACCAGAGAAGAGACCCCCAGAGCCUCCUGGUCCACCACCUUUGCCCUCUGCUGCAGAAGACAAUGCAUCUGAUGUGAACCCAGCAGGAAGUCCUGCCCUGCUGCAGCUCUUCUCACAGCAAGAGGUAGAGCCAGACCUCGUGAAGGGUGGCAGAGAGAGGCAACCCCAUAGACUGGCUCCAGACGUAUCACGAACCCUGCCCACCAGGACUUACACUUCAGAUGGGUCAGAGGAAGUGUUUAAUGCAGGGCCAGAUGAGAGAGACUCGGGGCAGCUGCUAGGUGAAAGUUCACCGCAAACACUAGGAAAAAGUAGGACAUUCCCAGGACAGCUGGGGGAAUCAAGUAGUUACCAGGGAACCGGAUCUCUGCAGUUUCCAGGGGACCAAGACCUCAGGUUCACCCGGAUUCCUUUGGGCUUGCAUUCUGGCACAGUGCCUCCACCUGGACUAGAGGGGAGCAGUAACAGUUCUCACCACUAUCAAGAAGCCAAAAUUGCAAACUACAGUGAGUUGGGGUCUGGGACAGCAGCAGCAGGAACAAACCAGGCCUGGGGGGCACCAUCUCAGGCAUUUAGCAAACCAUACCGGGCUACCACCCGUGUGCCUCCAAGAGGGGGACGUGGAAGAGGUGUUCCUUACUGAAGUCCAGUGACUGUACAUUACAUUCUCCAUCUCUCCUGCCAGUUUUCCAGCUGGGGGUACAAAUAAAAUGGGGUGGUUGGGGCAUGCUGCAACAGUUAAAUCAACACAACAAUGCAGCAAUCUGUUAGCUAUAUUUAAAGUCUGAAAGUAAAGAAGGACUUGUUUGAAAAUGGCUGCAUUGCUGCGUCACUUAUGUCUACGAAUGUGUGGCAUCUCUCCAGCCUCAUUGGUCGUUUGACCUGCGUACCCCUCCAGUUUGUAGGUUUUGGUAUUAUAAUAUUUUUUUUGGUUUGUUUUUUUGCUUUUUUUUUUUUUUUGUUUCUUUGUUUUACCCCCUGUGCUCACCGUAGGGCAUGUCUGUCCUCCAGUUAUUGGAGGAACUGCUUCUACCAGGCGCUUAAAAUUCAGACUGCAAAAGCAAGGAUACUCAUUAAAUUCCUUUUUGUAACCAGAGGAGAUAACAAGGGUUUUCAUGUUAUAGGCUACUUUGGUGUCUGAAUAGGGAAUUUUGGGGAACCUGGGGCAACUGUUAAGUAAUUUAAAAACCUACAGGAAUGCAGCUGGCUGUGUACAAAUGUAUUUCCUUUUAUUUUAAAAGUUUUUUGUUUUUUUUCCCCUCUAUCUCUCAAACUGCUGAACUACAUAUGUUCCAUUUCCCAUUCUAUCGUUCUUUUUUUUUAUUUUUAUUUUUUUAUUUGUUUUCCUUUACAAUUACUAGUCAUUUUUGCCCCUAGAAAGAAAAAAAAUUUAACACGCAGAUGCCCUUUUUGUGUGCAUGUGUAUCUAUAUAUAGAUUUAUAUGCAUACAUAUGUUUAUAUACACACAGUAUUUGCCAGAAUAUAAGAAGCAACCACCUUUUAAAGCAGGUAUAAAGGGAAAAAUCUAUGCCAAUUAUACGGUUGAAUUUGUUUAAAAAUAAAAAUGCCUGCGUCUUCAAAGUCACUUUUUUUUUUCUUUGUCUUCUGAUUAUCUGUCUUUCUUAUAUUCUAAAAUAACUUUAGUGUGUGUGUGUAUAUAGAUAUAUGGUGGUGUGCAAGUAUGUAUCUAUCUGUAUAUAUAGACACACAGAAAAAUGAAUUAAUUUUUAAGGCUAUAUCUUGCCAAUGUGAUGCAAACGUUUGUCUUUUUAUUUUCAUUGAGUGACGCCAUAAAUAUUUGACUUUUUUUUAAUUAAAAAAAAAAGUUGUUGAUCAUAGGCAAAUAAAAUACAAAACCAGAAAAAUAUAUACCUACUCUCUUAUCUGGUAAUUAAAACGGUUUGUUCAUUUCAAAAGCAAAACAUUAUCCUUGGCACAGAGCGAAAUAUGUAUGUUUUAGUUUUAG
Messenger RNA from Pelobates cultripes (western spadefoot toad), 43509 nucleotides. The record is from the annotation of a GenBank genome assembly. Lineage: Eukaryota; Metazoa; Chordata; Amphibia; Anura; Pelobatidae.